Molecule: messenger RNA, 4083 nt
Organism: Adineta steineri
Lineage: Eukaryota; Metazoa; Rotifera; Eurotatoria; Adinetida; Adinetidae
Source: the annotation of a GenBank genome assembly
AUGAAAUUCAAAACUUUGAUUACAUGGCUUUAUCAAAAAGGAGUUAAUUACAAUCUUUUUAUGUUAAAAGAUGAUGAAUAUGAUGAUGAUGAUGAUGAUGAUGAUGUUAAUAUUCAAGAUCCAACAAUUACUCUUAAACAUCAAAAAUAUAAAACUCGGUUAUAUGUUAUUCUUCUUACCGUUUGUCUUUAUAUUUUAUUUUAUAUAAAUUUAAUCAAAAUAAAGCCAACUACUGUAAUUGUAUCGGAUAUAACAUUAGAUUUAUAUAAUAAACUUUAUACUGAACAUCAUCAAACACUUUCAUGUCCAUGUUCAACAAUAACAAUACCUUAUGAAAAUAUUACUUCAAACGAUGUGAUAAUACAUCCUGUUUGUUCAAGUAUUUUCGUUGAUCCAAUAUGGAUACAAGGAUUAUAUUUUGAAGAAGCAAGUCAAUAUGGAGUUUGGGAUUUUCGAACAACAGCAUAUUCACAAUUUGAAUUUUUAUCGAGUUUUUGUUCACUUUCAAAUGAAGUCAUUUCUCAAACUGUGACUGCUGUUGAUCAUAAUGAACUUGUUUCUCUUUAUCUUCUUUCUGAAGAACAAAUUCGAAUUGAAAUCGAUGGAAAAAUUGAAUAUCUGAAGAAUAGUGCAGCUUCUCGAAUGAUAACAUUUCUGAAUUAUUUAAGAAACACAAGUAAUACACAUUAUUUCGUUUCGGCUCUCAAUACAAACUUUAUAAUCGAAACGUCAAUUGCGUCAAAUGGAUUUUCCAUUUUUUUUGCACACGAAGUACACAUGUUUGAUGUUUAUUACGAACCGAAUUGUGGUGAUACCGUACUGAAAAUUGAUGCUACUUUUAGUCCACAAUCAUACGAAUCAAUUGACCGCUCUGAUAGAUAUGUAAUAUCCCCAAUGCCUAAUUCUAGUACGGUCACUGGAUUCUUUGCAGCGUGUACUCCUGUUGAAGCAAUUCUUGAAAGUACAUUAGAUUGUCUUUACGAAGUAGAGUGUCUUCACUUAUUACUCAACUACUUUCCAAAUCUAACAACAAUCAAUUUCAAUCCAGAUGAUUCAGUUUUAUCUUCAGAACAUGAAAAUAUAUCAGUUCAUGAAUAUUUGGAUAAUCUUUUCAUCAAAAAUUGGUCAAAACAAAUAAAUUAUACGAAAUAUUUUGAUCUAUGUUCUCCAUCAUCAUGUUCAUAUUCAGCCGUAGAACGAUCAAGCGUAGUUUAUGCAAUUACACUUUUUAUCAGUCUCUAUGGUGGUCUCAUCAUUAUACUUCGUCUGAUUGCAUCAUUUUCUAUUGAUAUGUUUAUGAAAUGGAAAUUUUGUAUGAAAAGGAGAAAUGACAAUUCAGCAGUGGAACAAAGAAUCAAUCAAUUCAAAUUUGCCCAAACAAUAAAAAGAUUAAAUUUAUUUAAGAAUAUAAAUGAUCGAACAGAACAAAGUAUUAAACAUCAGAAGGUGGUUACACGUGUCUAUUUGAUUUUAUUAUUUGGUUCAAUAUGUACUGUUUGUUUAUUUACAUCAUUAAAUAGUGAAAAUGUAACAAUAACUAUAACGAACUUAUCAAUGACAACUUAUAAUGAUUUGGAAGAUCAACAUUACAGUACACUUCGAUGUCCAUGUUCAAACAAAGCAAUAUCUUAUAAAAAUUUUCUCUCGUUAUCGCCACGUUUACAUCAAAUAUGUUCAAGUCAUUUCGUUCAUAAUCAUUGGAUUAAUAUAUUGAGAUCCCGUCGCAAACAUUUCCCUCUUAAGGAUUGGCGCAGUCAACUAUAUUUACAAGUUCAGUUUUUGUCUGAUUUUUGUCGUUUAGCUAAUAAGACGAUCGAUGAUGCCGUUAUUCGAUAUCUUUCUCAGUUGUUUAUUGUUUCUUCUGUUAUGCAUGAAACUGAAUUUAACAAACAAGUCAAUGCAAGUCUCAAUCAAUUUUAUCAAUCAACAACUUAUAAUUUUGAUGUAAUGACGGAUGUUUUACGACUCUUGAUGCAGAUAGAUCAGCUAUAUAUACAAUCAGCGAGAAUAAUUUAUGGACGAGUUGAUGAUGUUAAUUUAAUAAGCGAGGUGAUGGCAGAUGAUGGAGACUCUACUCGACUAAUCAAAUAUCACUUUCUGUUAAAUGAAAUUCAGCAAAUCAAUUCAACAAUGAGCAAAUGUGUUUGUGCCAUAAAUCCAUAUUGUCAAACACCAUAUGUUGUAUCUGAUCCUGGUUUCAACGCUUAUAAAAAUCUGGUUUACGACGUACCAGGUUCGAUUCGACGAUGCCUGCCUAUUGAUUCUCUUCUUUCUUCAUCACUUGAAUGUUUAUAUGAAGAUUAUGGUUGCUUUCCAUUAUUGAUAGCCUCUUUUUACGAAACAUUGGAUAACGAAAAUUAUAAUCCAUCCUUAACAUUUGAUUUUGGUCCAUUGAUCUAUAAUCCAGCAACGACUCUAUUUCCUCCAAAUGCAACUGUUUCAAGCAUGUUUAAAGAAAUGAUGGUCGAACAAUGGAAUCCAUUCAUGUCUUAUAGAUCAUUUUUUGAAUCAUGUGCACCUACUUAUUGUACUUAUUCUCAAAGAAUGCGUACAGAAAAUUUUCUUGGAGUGAUCGUAACAAUAAUAUCAAUGAUUGGCGGUCUUAUACUUUCAUUACGAAUUGUGACACCUUAUCUUGUUAAAAUUAUUGUUGGAUUAAUGGAAAAACUUAAGAAAAAAAGACAACGAACAGAACGAGUUCAUCAAAGUUAUUUCAAUCGAAUCAAAAUCAUAAUACAAAAUAUGAUCAAACUCUUGUCAAAAACAUUAAUUGAAUUAAAUAUCUUUUCAUCAUCUGAUUUUGAAAGUAGUAUUGACCGACUAACAGCUACAUAUUAUGGUCGAUGGGCAACACGUUUCUACAUUCUGUUGUUUCUUAGUACUUUCACGAUACUUAUCUUUUAUACAAUGAUUCAACCACAUAGUGUAACAAAAACAUUUGAUCAGCUAUCAUUUAAUUCUUAUCAGCAAUUACGACAAAUUUAUGGAAACAAAUUAAAAUGUUCAUGUUCGCAAAUAGCAUCAAAAUACAAUGAAUUUGUUGAAAUUAUACCAGAAUUUCAUCCUAUUUGUUCAAGUCAAUUCGUAUCGAAAGAAUGGCAUAUGGGUAUAAUAAAUAGUCUUGCUUCAAAUUUCUCUCUAUAUUCAAAAAAUGAUUAUCGUCGAUUUAUUUCUUCUCAUCUACAAUAUCUUCAAGGACUAUGUCAAAUCUCAAAAGAUUCAGUUGAUAAUACUAUUAAUGAAUUUCUUACAUCAUUAUUAGUUACUGUUGAACUUCUUUCCAAAGAAAAUUUUCAUCAUCGUAUUGAAAUCCUAAUUGAACAAAGUAAAUCCAAUAUUCCUUUCUUAGUUUCUCGUUUUCUCUUCACGAUUCAAACUUUUAAUCAUGGAAAUGCUUUUAUGACAACAUAUGGGACAAAUUUUCAAUAUGUUUCUCGGACAUCUGAUUCUUAUGCACAUACAAAUGCAAUGAUUUAUGAUGAUAAUUGUUCAUGUGGAUUAUCUUCAAAUUGUACAACACAAGCUAAUUUUAUUGAAAAAUCAACAAUAAUUCCAAUUGUAGGAUUAAAAAUGGGAUGUUUACCAAGUGAAUCAUUUCGAUUAUCAACUCUUGAAUGUUUUUAUAAUCAAUCAUGUCUUGAUCUUGUUCAUAAAUAUACAAAUUAUCAAAAUUCUUCAAUUGCUCUUUCAACAAAUCUUAGUUAUUCUCCACCAAAUUCAACUAUUAAUGAAUUGAUAAAUCAUGCAUUCACUGAACAAUGGUUAAAAAAUAUAACUUAUUCUUCAUAUUAUGAUGAAUGUUUUCCUUCAGUGUGUUCAUAUACUUAUAUUGAAAAGUUUAAUAUUCUAUAUCUCAUAACUCUAUUUCUUAGUCUUCAAGGUGGUGUAACAUUAGUUUUGGCAUGGAUUUGUCCAAAAAUAAUUCAAAAUGUAUCAAAAAUCUAUCAUUAUUAUCGUAGAAGAAGACAAAGAACAUCAGUUUAUCCACAUAAUUCACUUUCAAUGUCAUCAAAUGAUUUUAAUAUUCAAAAUACAAAUAAUAAUGCUGAUAAUCAAACAGAACAAAACAGAACAUUUGAGUAA